GUCUCUCUCUCUCUCUGUCUCUCUCUUUCUAUUUCAAUUGAAUCCUCUGUCUUUUUCAUACCCAAUCUUUGUUUGUUUGUUUCUCCAUUUCUCUGACCCCUUUCCCUCGUUUCCCGCAAUCAUACUCCCAGAAGCUACUGAACCUUCAGAGAAUCGAAACCAGAGACAACCCAUCUCAUCAAAACUCAAUCUCCCAUUUCUCACCUGAGAUAGAUUUCAAUCUUGGGUCUCCCUCUGUACCCUCCAGUAAUGGACUCCUCAUCCCCAAUCCCUCUCCAGCAGACCCCUCUCGCCUCCCCAAAACCCUCCAAGAAAAGCUUCGUCACCUCUCUCAUGGAGGUCGCCACCCUCCGAACCCCUUCCUUCAAGGAAGACACCUACUUGGUCUCCGGUCUCAAGUCCUCGGAGAAGAAGGCGCUCCAGGAGCUCAAGGACAAGCUCAUUGCCUCCGACUCCUGCGAGGGCGCCAUGUGGGGCGUCAAAUUGCUCGCCGGAGACGACAAGGCCGACGUCAUCCUCCUCAAGUUUCUCCGGGCGCGGGAUUUCCGGGUCGCUGACGCUUUCAGCAUGAUAGUCAAGUGCCUGGAGUGGAGGAAGGAGUUCGGAGCGGACGGGGUUGCUGAGGAGGACCUGGGAUUUAAGGAGCUCGAAGGCGUUGUUGCUUACAUGCACGGAUUUGAUAGGUGCGGACACCCUGUGUGUUAUAAUGCCUAUGGAGUCUUCAAGGACAAGGACAUGUACGAGAGGAUUUUCGGGGACGAGGAGAAGCUCAAGAAGUUUUUGAGGUGGAGAGUUCAGGUCCUUGAAAAGGGUAUCAACGUCUUGCAUUUUAAGCCGGGAGGGAUCAACUCCAUCAUCCAAGUCACUGAUCUCAAGGACAUGCCCAAAAGGGAGCUCAGGGUUGCUUCAAAUCAGAUCCUUUCGCUGUUUCAGGACAACUACCCAGAAAUGGUGGCCAGAAAGAUUUUCAUCAAUGUACCCUGGUACUUCAGUGUUCUGUAUUCAAUGUUCAGUCCGUUUCUGACCCAAAGAACUAAGAGCAAGUUUGUGAUAUCCAAGGAAGGAAAUGUUGCAGAGACACUCUACAAGUUUAUUAGGCCUGAGGAUGUUCCCGUUCAGUAUGGUGGACUGAGUCGACCCAGUGAUUUGCAAAACGGUCCUCCCAAACCGGCUUCGGAAUUCACUGUCAAAGGAGGAGAGAAAGUUAACAUUCAGAUCGAGGGGAUUGAGGCUGGUGCAACAAUUACAUGGGACAUAGUUGUUGGAGGGUGGGACUUGGAGUACAGUGCUGAGUUUGUGCCAAGUUCACAAGGAAGCUACAUUGUUGCCGUGGAGAAGCCGAGAAAAGUCGCACCAUCUGAAGAAGCAAUCCACAACUCCUUCACUCCAAAAGAAGCCGGAAAAAUGGUAUUCUCAGUUGACAACUCUGCUUCCCGGAGAAAAAAGGUUGCGGCGUACCGCUACAUUGUCAGGAAAUCUGCCUCUGUCUAGCUAAGCUUAACUCCAGUUAUGAUAUAAUUAGUAGUGUAAGGCUUGUUGUAUUUUGGUUUCAGAUGUCCUUUUUGAGGUUAUGAACCUUGUUUUAGUCUAAUACUAGUGUAAUGUAUAAGAAUGGUGGUUUUUAUCUUGUGGAAAGCAUGGUAACUUUGGUUACCCAAGUCUAAAAUACUGUUUAUCAACAUGAGAAAGAGGGACAUUGUAAUGUCUUGGUCACUCGGUAUUGAAGGAAGAGCUUUUGCUUUUGUUUU
Rosa chinensis is the source of this 1748-nucleotide messenger RNA. RefSeq names its product patellin-6. NCBI's taxonomy places the organism in Eukaryota, Viridiplantae, Streptophyta, Magnoliopsida, Rosales, Rosaceae. The coding region runs from base 250 to 1491 and encodes 413 amino acids. Gene Ontology annotation, molecular function: lipid binding. The transcript has 4 exons. The record is from RefSeq and is a predicted model, not a curated record.